GCCUAGGUGAUUCAUCAUGGCGGCAGUCCCAGUCCAAGUGAAAGCCGAGGCCUACAAGACAAGAGAACAUCCUGAGAGCCCAAAGGAUGCAAGACUCUCAGCGCUGAUUGUAGAGGCCCAGUUGUACCAGCAGUUACAAGAACAGACUGCACAGCUUGAGGAGUUUAGAAAGAAAGUUCAGAAACGUCUCAAAAAGCAAAGACAAGAAACUUCAAGACAAACGAUCGUCAUUGAAAAGCAUGCGAAAAGUGAGGUGGGCGGGGAAGAGGUGUGUCCAGAGUUGGAUGGUUCCCACGGUAUAACAGUCAUUGAUUGUAGAAAAGAACAAUCAAAAUGUAUACAGCAACUUCUCUCUCUUUGUGAGAAACCACCAGUCUCUGCCACACCUCCUGCUCAGGUUACUCUUAAACCUACGGUUUUUAGGGAAAAACCUAAACCAUCUUUAAUGCCAAAACCUGUCGUCAAUCAGAAAACCUCUUCUGAACAGAAGAGAACAUUCACCAAUAAAGCAGAGGCUGCUAGUCAUCAUCUAACAGUGAGGAGGCUCUACUCAGCAGUUGAGAGACAGCAGUCACGUGUUAAUGCUAUCAAUAGACAGCACCAAAAGGAAGCAGAGAAGAGAAAGAGAGAGAGAGAAGAAGAACGAAGACAAAUAGAGCGACAGUAUAGUCCUAAAGAAUCUGCCGUUAUUCUUGCUGAGAGAGAAAAUGCCAAACAAUGGCUGGAGAUGGUUGCUUUAGAAAGGAGGCAUCAGAAAUUAGUGAAAGAGAAAGAGAAUGAGAGAUUUUGUGAGGCGUUGCAGUUUUUGCUGCAUGAAAAGUAUCCAGAUCUUCCAUCUUUAUGCCCCUGUCAUCCUUCUAUUUGGAAAGCUGAUCCGAUGAAAUGUGCAAGAAACUGUCCAUUUUAUUGCAACCACUCAAGGUUUGCAAGGGAGCUCUCAUCUCUUCUAUGCUCUGUCACUGAACACAAAUAAAACAAAAAAGUAUUUUAUUAUCAUUUUUAAAAUUA
Messenger RNA from Amphimedon queenslandica, 1008 nucleotides. RefSeq lists its product as uncharacterized. The transcript has 8 exons. Lineage: Eukaryota; Metazoa; Porifera; Demospongiae; Haplosclerida; Niphatidae. Gene Ontology annotation, cellular component: centrosome. The record is from RefSeq and is a predicted model, not a curated record. The coding region runs from base 17 to 973 and encodes 318 amino acids.